UGCUGGUGGAGGCGAAGGAGGUGUGGCGGCAGGGCGGCAGAAAAUGGCAAAUGGCAAGCUCAUUAAAGUCGGAAUAAUCUCAUCGAAGAAAAUGGAACAAGAAGCGAAGUUGAGUUGAAUGGGGGUGGGAGAGUGGAGGCGAAGGUGGUUCUAAGCUUCCAGGAUCCGCCUUCCUCCGUCGGGUGCGCUGACGCUUUGCUGUGCAAAUCCGAUGGGAGUCGCGUAAAGUGCAAAGUGCGCUGCUGUGGUGAAAUGGCAUUUGUUGCUGGGCAGAAUUUUGGUGGUCGUUUUAUUAAUUGCUGCUAGGUGCUGGCCCUGGCUUGUUGUAGCGAGCAACCCCCACCCACUCAGAGCCCAGAGACACUUCACACAAUGCCACAGUGACUUGGUACGGUGAAGAAAGGGGGAAGCUGGCGUUGAACAAGUCAUUUCCCCCUUCAAAGAACCUCCCACCCAAUGGAUAGCUCCUGGCUGAGGUUUUCCUUAUGCCAGGGCAAAAGCAGGGCCACCCCCAAAAACCUACGCAUCUGACCUGCUAAUCAAUGAUAUUAGUGGACCCCGAGUUUGGAUGACAUGGUCGCUACAAGAUGCACGACCCAAAAGAGUGCAGAGCGCCAAGCAACUUGGUUCUGAUGCCUGAUGGUAGGCAUGGGAUAUCGAAUGUCAUUCACAAAGGCGACAGUUGAAAGCUUAUCGAAAGAAGACACGUGUAUAGGCGGUGGUAGAUGGUUCCAGGAAGGAGCUAUUGGGCUUGCCAUUGCGUAGGGUGAUCAUUGAUCGGGAUGGCUCCUCUGAUGGUGUUAUCGAGCGAUGCUGGCAGUCCACUGCAAUUACGCCCAUCACGUGGGGGCUAGGCUUAAACCAGCACCGCCCCACCCGGCCUGUCCUCCAACUUUCGAACUUCUCUCCCUCAUCACUCCCGCGUAAACCCGUUCGCUUGGAGCCUCAACGCCUCGCAACAACUCACCGCGAAUCCGCGAACCCAUUGACGAAAUCCACCCCCAUCGAGAGAAAACCCGUGUCGAGCAUCAGUAAAUCGACAUCGAGAUAUGAGUCGCGCCAACAAACUUGGCCCGGAGGUUAAUCGAGCUUUGUUCGUCAAGAAUCUAAGCUACAACGUCACUCCUGAGGAGCUGUUCGAUCUCUUCGGCAAGUACGGGCCCAUUCGCCAGGUCCGCCAGGGCAUUGCGAGCAACACCAAGGGCACCGCCUUCGUUGUCUACGAAGAUGUUAUGGAUGCGAAGCAGGCCUGCGACAAACUGAACGGCUACAACUUUCAGAACCGUUAUCUCGUUGUAUUAUACCACCAGCCCGACAAGAUGGUCAGGUCAAAAGAGGAUUUGGACAUCCGCAAGGAGAAUCUCGAACGCCUCAAGCGGCAACAUGGUAUAGAUUGACAGUUAGACGGGCCUGCGGACAGCUUUCAGAGUCGAAACCGACAGUCUGGAGGCCCGUCUUCUCCGACAUCUCCCUCCUCCCCCAAGAAGGCGGCUUCGGCGCCCAGGACGCCAACUUCAAAGACGCCGAGGUCAAUCCUCAAGAGGGGCAGGCCCGAUAUCGCCAUGCACGCACGAAAGAUGCCGCACUUCGUGCGCAAGCUUCUUCCCACCGUUCCGGAGUGCGCCUAGCUUCGAUAUCAUUAUCCACCACAUCAUCACUUGUACGGCAUAAGUGUACCAAAGGCUGCGUUCAACACUGCAACGUAGCUAGCAAGCAAACCCAUCCUUGCUUUACCUGCCCUCUCAACUCUCUAAAAAAAACAGCAAACUUGCAACAUUUACAUCGGGGAUUUCUUUAGGCGCGUUCCUUUUCCAGUCGGGUUGUGUGGCUGGGGGAAUAUGGGGAAUGUUUUUGCCGAUUCGGGGUGUUUGGUCUUCAUAGGUUCUUUCGGCGCGAGCAAAGGUUAUCAGGCGCAGAUUUCAAUGCCCUUCUUUUCAUCUCAAGGGUUGCUGUUGUUGCUGAUAUCCAUACUGAAUCGGGGCGCAAAUUGAUCACCGGGACUCUGACAUAGCGUUGGGCUACAGAGAGAAUUGCGAUGCUUUUCCAACAGUCGUUUCCGACCUUUUGUUUUGUCUGUCAUUUAACUGCUCAUGUUUGAUUU
This is a messenger RNA of Podospora pseudopauciseta, 2101 nucleotides long. RefSeq lists its product as uncharacterized. The record is from RefSeq and is a predicted model, not a curated record. NCBI's taxonomy places the organism in Eukaryota, Fungi, Ascomycota, Sordariomycetes, Sordariales, Podosporaceae. Gene Ontology annotation, cellular component: nucleus; cytoplasm. Gene Ontology annotation, molecular function: mRNA binding.